Siniperca chuatsi (mandarin fish) is the source of this 2971-nucleotide messenger RNA. It is a transcript of the gene cyld2, whose product is annotated as cylindromatosis (turban tumor syndrome), b. Bases 191 to 2329 code for a protein of 712 amino acids. Gene Ontology annotation, biological process: protein K63-linked deubiquitination. NCBI's taxonomy places the organism in Eukaryota, Metazoa, Chordata, Actinopteri, Centrarchiformes, Sinipercidae. Gene Ontology annotation, molecular function: cysteine-type deubiquitinase activity; K63-linked deubiquitinase activity. The transcript is spliced from 14 exons. The record is from RefSeq and is a predicted model, not a curated record. Gene Ontology annotation, cellular component: cytosol.
UGUGGGCGUUGUCGAUCACAUGUAGGUCAGUAUUAAAAUGCCUGCAGGUUAUUCCCACCUACUCGGUAGAAGUCAAGAGGAAGGGAUCUAUCACUACCUGAAUCACCUGCUUUUGUGAGCAAUUAAUUCAUGUAGAAACAGUGGACUAACCGGUCAGAUAACUGCUUGUAUACGCACAGUAUUGGUUUCAAUGGAGCCCAAAACUGUAGUAAAGGAGAAGUUUUUCAUCGUGAUACGCGGGAAGUCGAGGAAAGGCUUCAGCCGAGGAUGUGUCGGCCGUGUGGAGGCAGAGACGCAGCGCGGAGAGCUGAUGGGGCUGCUGUACUGUGGCGGCAGCAACGCGGGGAGCCCCAAGAGCCGAGGCAUCGUGAGGAGGGAGGACAUGUAUCCUCUGACCCGCCACCAGGCCCAGCUACUGCUCUUCGUGUCCCCCGCAAGCAAACGCCUGGAGCUGCUGUGUAACCCCCAGCUCUUCUCAGCCAUCUGUGAGUUGUCUCAGGAUGACCUGGUGGUGGUGAAGCACAAGAGGGGACACCUGCCUGGGCUGGUGAAGAACCUGAUGCAAAUUGGGAGGAAGGAGAACAAAGACGACCUGCACAUGCUUGGCUUUGAGGUGGAAUUUGUGGACAAUGAUCACAAUUUGUCAUCCAAGAAACCUGCUCCACUGCCCCUGUUCAGUGCUGCAGACAUCGUCCAGGUGGUCCCAUCGUGCUCCGUUCCCCUCGGACUGCACUGGAAAGACGGCCAAUGUGGGAGUCUAAACAGAAAAGCGGUGACACGCAUCAACUCCAUGCCGAACAUAGGAUCUCGUGCACGACAAGUGAGAGAGAACCAUACAGAGCAGAGUGUCAUUCAGAGCCAAAGUUCAAGCACAUCUCAUGUGCCUUUGGAGGUGGGAUCCAUGGUGGAGGUGAUGUCCAACUCAGGGAUCACAGUGUACGGAGUCGUCCGGUGGUUGGGGGUCCCUGGAAAGAGGACUGAUGAAUGGGCUGGGAUUGAAUUGGACUAUGAGGUGAACGGCUGCUCUGAUGGGAAGUACGGAAGCCAGAGGUAUUUCACCUGCAAAGCGAACAGGGGGUUGUUUGUUCCCGUCACAAAGUGCAGCCCUGAUAGCAGGUUCGUCUGCUCCUCUACAGGAAGGGAGACCCCCAAACCCACUGACACACCUCCAGUUCCUCCAUUUGAGGACUCAGACGAGGAUGCACCACCUAUCCUCGAAUCAGAGGCGUUGUCUUUGUUAGUGGGGAAAAUGAAAGGGAUCCAGGGUCAUUUCAACUCCUGUUACCUCGAUGCCACACUCUUCAGUUUGUUCAGCUCAUCAGUGACCCUGGAUAAUAUCUGCCACAAGCCUGCUGACACAGAGCAACCCAUAACCUGCACUCUUAGAAAAAUAGUCAACUGUUUACGCAGACAAGGGUUUGUGCCUGCUGACAGUGUGAUGAAUUUCCGUAAAGAGCUUGGCUGCGACACCUUCCGAACAGAGGAAAAAGACCCAGAGGAGUUCAUCACAGUCCUCUUUCAGAAGGUGCUUUGCAUGGAGCCACUGCUCAAGCUCAGAUCGAGUCAAGAAACAUCUCAGGGUGCCUACACCUUUCAGAUCUUUCUGGAAAAAGAACAGAUGGGGCAGAUGCCCACCGUCCAACAGCUGCUGGACACAUCCUGCCUGUCGGGUGACCUCAAGUUUGAAGAGAUGCCGUCCUGUCUAAUGGUUCAGAUGCCAAGGUUUGGAAACAAGUAUAAGAUGUUUUCUCACAUCAUUCCCUCCACUGAGCUGGACAUCACAGAUCUCCUCUACAACUCUCCAAGGGAAUGCUUCAUCUGUGGGCAUUUGGCAGAGUAUGAGUGUCUUCAGUGUCUACCAGAGCGCAAACUGCAGCCAGGGAGAAUCAAACAGUACUGUACUACCUGCAACACACAGGUGCACACCCAUCCUUUGCGGCAGGGUCACUCCCCCAAAGCUCUGGCAGUACCAUCAGAAGUAGCCACUGAUACUCCUGUGCCCAGGCACACGAUGCAGCUGUUUGCUGUGCUCUGCAUUCAAACCAGCCACUAUGUGUCCUUUGUCAAAUACGGCCCUGAUCCUCACUCCUGGCUCUUCUUUGACAGCAUGGCAGACAGAUGCGGUGACGAUCAAUGCGGCUACAACAUUCCCGAGGUCCGAGUUUGUCCAGAGCUGGGUGACUUCCUGUCCCAGCCGGAGGAGGAGCUGACUCGGGCUAACCCCUCCCAGGCUCCUGAACUGGUGCGCAGGCUGCUGUGUGACUCCUACAUGUUUUUAUACCAGAACCUAGCCACGCCGCUUUCAAAGCCAAACUAUCCGGAGUCUUAAAUGCAUGUGAGGACGAGGACACAACAUUCCCAUAACAGUGCCUUUGUAACCUUGCAUCUCUGCUUAAUCAGCAAGAUUUUGUGUUUCUUACAUCCAAACAGCAGGAACUGAAACGGAUGCUUUUAACGUCAUGGGGGGAACAGUAUUGUUGAAGAGCAAAAGAAUAUUGUAGUUCAGAAAUUUGACUUUGAUAGUGAUUUCAGUCGAUGUUUAUGUAAGGAGAGAGACUGAGGAGUAAAAAUAUUACCCUCUGAACUCCUCAUUGUUGCCGCCUUAUCUCUUGAAUGUCUUGCUGUUGUUACACUGUCAUUAUUUAUACCAAGAUUAUAAAGGAAAUUGUAGCUUCUCAGUGAUUUUCAUGACUUUUAAUAUACCAAAUAUCUGGAAAAAACAUGAAGUCCACUCAAGCACUUAGUGACACGUUUGUGUGGUGUUGAAAAUGUUUAACUCUGGAUUGUCAGUUGUGACCUAAAACACUCACUGAAGCCUCCCAGAUCAUAUAAACUACAUGAAGACUGAAAAGUACAUGUAGGAUUGUAUUGUAUUUAUUGUAAACAAUUGCACUGUGCGCAGAUUUUACUACUAUACAUUAAUGGAUCUGUAAUAUGCUAUUUCCAUCAAUAAAAUGUACAUGAAAUUGCA